AUGUUGGUGAAAUAUGACUCAACAAACUCGCCUAGUUCAUUUUGUAUAGUUCGAAGUGCUUUUGACAGAUCGCUGUGUACAUUUUCUAUUCUGAUCUUAUGCUGUAUUUCUAUUGACAGAUAUUAUGCAGUGUGUCAGCAUCUGACAUACAGAACUAAAAUGAAUAAUCGUGUGAUUGUGUUUAUGAUCCUGGUGAUCUGGGGAGCUGCAACAGUCAUUUCAGUCAGUCUCAUCAUGGCAAGAUUAAGCAACUCAUGUGAUGAUGAAAUAUGUCAAAUAUCUAGAAAUGUGGGGAGCUUUAUGGGAUUUAUUUUAACAUUUUAUCUCCCGGUGAUCAUCAUGCUGUGUAUCUACCUGAAGAUUUUUCUUGUUGCACUGAAACAGGCACGCAGCAUCCAGAACACAAAGUCUGGAGCAACAGUCAGUAAGAUGGAGAGAAAGGCCACAAAAACUCUGGCUGUUGUGAUGGGAGUUUUCUUACUGUGUUGGCUUCCGUACUUUCUUUGUGUUUCUGUUGUUGUUUCAACAAAAGUUCAUGUCCCACUUUCUCUUACUGAGACACUGAACUGGCUCUCAAUGUCAAAUUCAACAAUCAAUCCAUUUAUUUAUGCUUUCUUUUACAGCUGGUUCAGAACAGCUUUUAAAAUGAUUAUUUCUGGGAAAAUAAUUCAAGGUAAUUUUACAAACUCAAGGCUGUCCUGA
Thalassophryne amazonica is the source of this 702-nucleotide messenger RNA. Its product is annotated as trace amine-associated receptor 1-like. Gene Ontology annotation, cellular component: membrane; dendrite. Gene Ontology annotation, molecular function: neurotransmitter receptor activity; G protein-coupled serotonin receptor activity. Gene Ontology annotation, biological process: G protein-coupled receptor signaling pathway, coupled to cyclic nucleotide second messenger; chemical synaptic transmission. Bases 1 to 702 code for a protein of 233 amino acids. The record is from RefSeq and is a predicted model, not a curated record. Lineage: Eukaryota; Metazoa; Chordata; Actinopteri; Batrachoidiformes; Batrachoididae. The transcript has 2 exons.